AGUUUUAUGGGCUGUAAUUUUUACGGCACCGAUUGAACAAGAAAGAAAUGACAUCUAAGUUUUUAAAGGUGGCAUGGCAGGGUCGAGGUUUUUUGCAGAAGACUGCAAGCAGACUGCAUGGUGUGAGACAGGCGGGUGUUCUGACACCACAGCUUCAGAUCAGUCCAGAAAAUCUUGUGUCACCUCCAGUUGAUCUGUUCACAGAGGAAGAACAAAUGAUGAAAGAUACAGUUGCUAGGUUUGCUGCUGAGAAGAUUCAGCCAUUGGUUAGAAAGAUGGAUGCUGAGAGUAAGAUGGACCAGUCAAUAAUUGAUGGCAUGUUUCAGAAUGGGCUGUUUGGCAUAGAGAUUGACUCAGAAUAUGGUGGAACAAACUCUACUUUUGUUGUUGCUAACCUGGUUAUUGAAGAGCUUGCCAAAGUUGACCCAUCAGUUAGUGUGAUGUGUGAUGUCCACAAUACAUUGCUAGUUACUUUGAUGCGUCAGCUAGGCACAAAAGAACAGAAAGAAAAAUACCUGCCCAGAAUGGCAUCCAAUACGAUGGCAAGUUUUUGUCUGUCGGAAGCUGAUUCGGGAACUGAUGCAUUUGCUAUGAAAAUGUCUGCAGUCAAACAAGGAGACCAUUACAUCCUGAAUGGUACUAAACUUUGGAUCACAAACGCUGAACACGCUGGCGUCUUUUUUGUUUUCGCCAAUGCUAAACCUACAGCUGGAUACAAAGGGAUUACCUGUUUCAUCGUAGAUGCAGACUCGGAAGGCUUGACUGUUGGAAAGAAAGAGGACAAGCUAGGUAUCCGUGCUUCAAGCACGUGCCCAGUGCAUUUUGAGAAUGUUAAGGUACCAGAGUGCAACAUUCUUGGGGAGUUUGGAAAAGGCUACAAAUACUGUAUUGAAGUCUUGAAUGAAGGCAGGAUUGGUAUUGGGGCACAGAUGCUUGGGCUGGCCGAAGGAUGUUUCAAUGCUACAGUACCUUAUACCAGGGAAAGGAAACAGUUUGGAAAAAGAAUAUGUGAUUUUCAGGCAAUGCAGCACCAGAUAGCCUAUGUUGCAACACAGAUAGAGGCGGCACGGUUACUCAUCUACAACGCUGCAAGGAAACGUGAAGCUGGAAUGCCUGUCAUCAAGGAAGGAGCAAUGGCCAAAUACUAUGCCUCUGAGGUUGCGGCACUGACAACAACAAAAUGUAUAGAAUGGAUGGGCGGUGUAGGUUUCACUAAGGACUACCCUGUGGAAAAGUUCUACAGAGACUGCAAGAUAGGUGCCAUUUACGAGGGAACAUCUAACAUUCAGAUGAACACAAUAUUUAAGUGUUUGGAGCAAGAGGCUGAGUCAUGAUGUCAGUAUUCACAUGGUUGUCAUGGAAACAAAUAGCAGAUUUACAGACAGUAGCUAAUGGUGUGAACCUUGAAUCUCAUUAUACAGAUGUAAUCAUCAUAUGUCAAGUAAUACAUUGUCAGAGAGAUUUCACAGUAUGUUAGUGAGAGAGGGCUUCAACAGUUGCUGAACAGAACUAAUGAAUAAAAUGAUACAGACUGCAAAGACGAACAAAGAAGGACAUGAUCAAAGGUUAUAAAAUUGAAAUUGAAGACCAGUCACAGAAUUCCUGAUGAUUAGUGUUUCAUUAUUAAGUUAUCCAAUGGCAAGUCCAUUUGCAAGUUUAUCAUCUUAGACAGCUCUCAAACCACGAGAUGUCUGAUUACAAUGAAAUGUUACCCAAACAGUCUCAAACUCAAGUAUUGUGUGCUUUUUUUGUCAGUGAUUAAUGUCAAAUGGCAAUGUUGUAUUGUUAGACAGAUCUCCAAACUGCUUAAUAAACAGUUGAGAUGAUAAGUAACUACCUCAGCAACUGGCUUUUUACGUUUUCAGACAGGAAAAUAUGGCUUCCUCAAAUAUCAAUAGCACGAGUAUCCAAGCUAACACAAGCAAUUGAAUUUAUAAUUGUUUCCUUAUAUUUUCUUUAUUUAUUAUACCUCAGCUGUGUUGAGCUGCAAUAAUUAGAUUGAUAGAGUUUGAUGCACAGUAGUGGUGAAAGUAAAUCAGCUAAUAUAAAAUUUCCACUUGUUAUGAAAAUCAUGUGAUAUUCUGUCUAAUUAUGUAAAUGUUUGUUUGUCAGUAUAUUUGAGAUGAUAAUGAGAUUAUUUAUUGAUGAAAGGUUAACCAUUAACUUGCUAAAUUUUAAAAAUGGACUGAUCCAUCAUUCAAUUUGGACAGUACCAUUUAUUAUUCGAAGGGGUGUUCACUGAAAAUUUACUGACUGAAUAGUUAACAGUGCAGAUCAUGAUCAGACUGCAUGGAUGUGCAGGCUGAUCAUGAUCUACACUGGUCGCAAAGGCAAAAUCAAUUGCCGCCAGCUAGCUAAAGGUUAAAGAAGAUGUUCUUUUGCUGGAUUAUUGAAACAAAACUAAAAACAUCAAGAGAAAAAAAUAAUGCAAUCUGAAUUUGACAAAAUAUAAGUGAGUUAGAAUAGGUCUCAAGGCUUCUGCAUGCACUUAAAAGUUAUGAAAGGCAAUAUUGUUUAUUGGUAAGAUAUUGGAGAAAAUAAAAUGUUAACGAAUUUGUUCAUGUUAAAUAAAGGAAUUUAUAAUUAUACUUGCUCAAUAUUAAAAGCCUUUUCGUAAAACUGGGACAAAUUACAGAAUGUUUUAUUAUUUGAAAAUGUUGCAAGUGUUGUUUUAUUUUUCAUAGCAAUAGAACAUGUGAACUUAAAUUUCCAGGGUAACUGUAAAAUCUUUUAAUUUCAUGGGCAUGAAAUUUCGUGGUUUUGAUCGAAACAGCAAUUUUGUGGGGAUAUGAAUUCGAGGAAUUCAACUUUUGAACAUAAAAUGAAUGGAAUUUACUUGUUUAUUGGGAUUAAAUCUCAUGGAUUGACUCAACCAUGAAAUCCACGAAAUUAGUCCCCCCAAGAAUAUUAAUGAUUUUGCAGUAGUUGACCUAUAUACCUAUAUUUGUUGGUAAAUGGAUGGCCCACAAUCCUGGACAAGUGAAGCAUUUCACUUACCCUUGCAUACUCUGAACACUCAGAGUUUUACUGCAGUCUCAACUGAAGAAGACUGCUUUUCUGAAGUUUUUAUAUACAGUCUAUUAGAAAAGUAAGGACAUUAUGGCUCAUAAUGCCAUUGUUUAAAAUGUAGCUGCCACAUUUUCUUUUUUGAACAUAAAAUACAUUAAUUUCUUGUUAAAAUCCUGUUUCUGAUAAUUACUUUCUGUAACAUUUAUCAAAGGUUCGAAUAUUGCUAAAUAUUCUAGAAUGUUUUAUUGAAUCUAUUGUUUUUUAAUUACCUCCCUUUAUGGCUUUUACUAUAACAGUUCAUGUGCAGUGUUAAAAGUAGUGCUUUUCUUACCAUGUAAGUACACAUAACAUCUAUUUGGAAAGCUGUUUCAACUGGUUUUUAGUUAAAAAUUUAAAGUAUUAUGGACCUUUAAACAGGUGCCUACGUAAAUGAUACGAAUGAUAUCUUACAUUUGAAUGGGAUAAUACAUAUAAAUGUUGUUAAAACUUAAGAAGACAGCUCGUGCAGUGUCGUUCAAACAAUAUCUACUGCUUAAAAAAAUUAACAUUACCAUGUUUUUUCUCUGAACAGAAAACAGUAAUUAUUGUUUGUAUAUUUUAAUGAGGAAAAGAAUUUUGUAAAUAUUGUUUUAUGCUAAUUUGCUGUUUUUAACAUUUAUGACUAGAUCACUUUUCUGUUGAAACAUUUAUUCAUUUAUAGAGUUUCUAAUCAUCGAAAGAAUGUUUGUUUUGUAUAUCUAUCAGAAUAAUUAUGUCUCCCCCAGGAGACAUAUUGUUUUUGCCCUGUCCGUCCGUCCGUCCGUACGUCACACUUCAUUUCCGAGCAAUAACUGGAGAACCAUUUGACCUAGAACCUUCAAACUUCAUAGGAUUGUAGGGCUGCUGGAGUAGACGACCCCUAUUGUUUUUGGGGUCACUCCGUCAAAGGUCAAGGUCACAGGGGCCUGAACAUUGAAAACCAUUUCCGAUCAAUAACUAGAAAACCACUUGACCCAGAAUGUUGAAACUUCAUAGGAUGAUUGGCCAUGAAGAGUAGAUGACCCCUUUUGAUUUUGGGGUCACUCCGUCAAAGGUCAAGGUCACGGGGGCCUGAACAUUGAAAACCAUUUCCGAUCAAUAACUAGAGAACCACUCGACCCAGAAUGUUGAAACUUCAUAGGAUGAUUUGUCAUGAAGAGUAGAUGACCCCUAUUGAUUUUGGGGUCACUCCGUCAAAGGUCAAGGUCACAGGGGCCUGAACAUUGAAAACCAUUUCCGAUCAAUAGCUAGAGAACCACUUGACCAAGAAUGUUGAAACUUCAUAGGAUGAUUGGUCAUAAAGAGUAGAUGACCCCUAUUGAUUUUGGAGUCACUCCAUUAAAGGUCAAGGUCACAGGGGCCUGAACAUUGAAAACCAUUUCCGAUCAAUAACUAGAGAACCACUUGACCCAGAAUGUUGAAACUUCAUAGGAUGAUUGUACAUGCAAAGUAGAUGACCCCUAUCGAUUUUGGGGUCACUCCAUUAAAGGUCAAGGUCACAGGGCCUGACCAUUGAAAACCAUUUCCGGUCAGUAACUUGAGAACCACUUGACCCAGAUUGUUGAAACUUCAUAGGAUGAUUUGUCAUGAAGAGUAGAUGACCCCUAACGACUUUAGGGUCACUCUGUGAAAGGUCAAGGUCACAGGGGCCUGAACAUGGAAAACCAUUUCCGGUCAGUAACUUGAGAACCACUUGACCCAGUAUGAUGAAACUUCAUAGGAUGAUUGGUCAUGCAGAGUAGAAGACCCCUAACGAUUUUAGGGUCACUCUGUUAAAGGUCAAGGCCACAGGGGCCUGAACAUGGAAAACCAUUUCCAAUCAAUAACUUGAAAACCUCUCGACCCAGAAUGUUGAAACUUCAUAGGAUGAUUGUUCAUGCAGAGUAAAUGACCCCUAUUGUUUUUGGGGUCACUCCGUUAAAGGUCAAGGUCACAGGGGCCUGAACAUUGAUAACCAGUUCGAUCAAUAACUUGAGAACCACUUGACCCAGAAUGUUGAAACUUCAUAGGAUGAUUGAACAUGCAGAGUAGAUGACCCCUAUCGAUUUUGGGGUCAGUCUAUUAAAGGUCAAGGUCACAGUGGCCUGUUCAUGUAAAAUCAUUUUUUGGAAAUAACUUGAGAACCACUUGACCUACAAUGUUGAAACUUAAUAGGAUGAUUGGACAUGCAGAGUAGAUGACCCCUUUUUAUUUUGAGGUCACUUGAUCAAAGGUCAAGGUCACAGGAGCCUGAACAGUGACUGGAGAACCACUAGGCCAAGAGUGUUGAAAUUUAGCGGGAUGACAGGACAUGCCAAGUAGAUAAUCCCUAUUGCAGCCAACCAUCAGUGUCUCAUAGACUUUCGCUCCUGACCUCUAUUGACUUCUUGCCUAUAGGACUUUGCAUUGGGGGAGACAUGCGCUUUUUUACAAAAGCAUUUUCUAGUUUCCCUUUUCAUUUUAAUGUAUCUUAACCAGUAGGAAGUUUUGUAUUGAUUUUAAAUACUUCCAGACUCAUUCAACAUGUUUUUGUUACGAUAAUAGCUUGUAAAAAAAUGUACAGUAUGAAUAGUAAACAAAUGUGUUUUUUUUUUUCAAGUAUAUGGUUUUAUUUGUUAUGAAGAGCACCUGUUAAUGUGAUAUGUUCUUUAUAUACAUUAUCCAUAAUAUUAAGGCAUUGUUUGUUUUUAGCUCACCUAAGCACAUGGUGUUCAAAGUGAGCUAUUGAGAUCAUCCUGCUUCCGUUAUUGUCUGUACUGCAUCUGUGUCAAGUUUAUAAUUUGGUUAUCUUGUUUACUCAGGUGAGCCAUACAGGGCCUUAAUUGCCCUCUUGUGUUAGAACUUUCAGUGUUGCUUUUAAAUGAUAUAUAUCAUUUGAUGUCAAGUUAAGUGUGUGAUAAAAUCAAAUCUACAAUUCACUAAUAAUUUGUUACUUUUAACCUCCAGAAAAUUCUGAGAGUAGCUGUAAAAGGAUAGAAAUUUAGUUAAGAGUCGGAAAUUUCAAAAUGUAUACAUAUGUGUAGUAAAUCCCUAAACAUGACUAUGUGUAUACAUAUGUGUAGUGAUUACAUAAACAUGAUGAUAUGUAUGCAUGUGUAGUAAAUCCUUAAAAAUGAUAACUUGUAUGCAUAUGUGUAGUAAAUCCCUAAACAUGAUAAUAUCUAAAUGUAUGCGUAGUAAAUCCCUAAACAUGAUAAUGUGUAUACAUAUGUUUAGUUCAAAAAAAUAAGUUCAUUACAUUACAAGUAAAUCCAUCAAGACUUAAUGACAAACUUAGGGUUUGCAAGUGUUGUAAGAAGACUAGGUUAAAAUCAUAAAAUUGCAAACCUCUGAAUUUUAACACAACUUAUGAUACUUAUGGAAGCUGCAAGUAUGAAAUUUCAACCUCAGUUAUCAGUACAGACAAGGUCAUAAGAUAACUUACAACUCGGAUACAGACUUGUGGAGGUUGUGACCUGUAAAUUACACAUAAAGUGUAGAAAAGCAAUAAUCCCCUGCAUUAUAUUAACUGGAAUACCAUGAACAUUUAACCCUUACCCUGCUAAAUUUCUAUAAUGAACUAGUCCAUCUUUCAAUUUGGACAGUACCAUUAACUGUUAUAAGGGAUGCUUACCAAAAGAUACUGACUGAAUGGGGAACAGUGCAAAUCAUGAUCAGACUGCAAGGCUGAUCUUGAUCUACACUGGCCAUAAAGGCAGACUCACUUGUCGCCAGCAGACUAAGGUUUGGCUAAAGUGUCAUUAAUAUGGUUGAGUGCCAAUAUCUAGUUGAUUGUUGAGUUUUGGAAAUGAAAGGUGAAGUUCUCCAUAACCUUGAGACAGAAAAAAAGAUUUCUUAGAAAUAUUUACAUAACACACCUUAAAAGUACACAAGCUGUCACAAGUGUUAUUAAUCAAUAUUGUCUUUAAUAUGUACAAAUGCACAUGUGCUAACAGCAGGAUUUUGCAAUAUAUUUUAGCUCACCUGAAACAAAAAAUAGAUGCUCAUGUUCACUUGAAGCAGAAGUUCAGGGUAAGUUACUGUAUAGAUGAAUAGUCUGGUGUUUGCCAUUGACUGUCCAUCAUCAAUAUAAUUGAGCCACACCAUGAGAAAACCAACAUAGUGCAUUUGCGACCAGCAUGGAUCAAGACCAGCCUGCGCAGUCUGAUCAGGAUCUAUGCUGUUCGCUUUCAAAGCCUACUGCAACAAUGAGAAAAACCAUUAGCGGAUGCGCAGGCUGGUCUGGAUUAAUGCCAGUCGCAAAUGCACUAUGUUGGUUUUUUCUCAUGGUGCAGUUUAUUACUGUUGAUAAUUUAGAUGUCACAAAUUUGGGUUUGCCUUCAUAAUAUGUCUUAUUGUUUCAGCAGCUAGGAUAAAAAAUCUAACAUAAAAAUUUCAAGACAGACAAAACUCUCACUAAAAACCCAGGCGGACAUUACUCCACACAUCAGUUUGCAUAUUAAGUAGGACAAAACAGGAGUUUUGUCAAAUUGUCUCCUACAUGCUACUUUGUAACCUCAACAACUUGGCCAGUUUCUGAAUGUUUGUCUUCUUAAAUCGAGAUCAAGUUUGAAACUGGGUCACCUGGAGUCAAGAACUGGGUCGCUAAAUUGGUUCAUAGAAAAUAAGCAAAUUCAAUGUAUUAUUUUACAUGUAUGUCUGGUCUUGGUUAAGUUUCUAAAUUAAAUGUCAUUGCUGAUAUUGGUCACAGAAAUAAAUACUCCGAACAGCUGUAAAAAUGCAUCACUUCUAGACUUACUGUGAGUAUUUGAAAAAAUAUUUUCCAUAAACAAAUAUUAAACAUAAACCUGUUACAUUUUA
Mercenaria mercenaria is the source of this 7806-nucleotide messenger RNA. Its product is annotated as short/branched chain specific acyl-CoA dehydrogenase, mitochondrial-like. The transcript has 10 exons. The record is from RefSeq and is a predicted model, not a curated record. NCBI's taxonomy places the organism in Eukaryota, Metazoa, Mollusca, Bivalvia, Venerida, Veneridae. Gene Ontology annotation, molecular function: acyl-CoA dehydrogenase activity; flavin adenine dinucleotide binding. Gene Ontology annotation, cellular component: mitochondrion. Bases 48 to 1334 code for a protein of 428 amino acids.